CUAAUUGGUGGGAACCGAAUCGAUUGCCGGCUAUAACAAUUAAUAGCACACAAAUUUUUGACCGAAAGUAGCGGAUGGUCCGCUUUGAAAUAUAAAAGUCCAUUUUCUGGCGAUCGCGCGACAUAUUUUUCGAAGUGGAUCGCCAUGAUGAGAGUUCUAGGAUUAUCACUUCUGGCGCUGUUGGGGUUCGUAUCCCUAGGAAAUGCUGAAAAACGUAAUUAUGAUGAAGUGUGCAUUGGAGCGCCCAAUCUUUCAUACGUGGCGAGCAGAAUAUCCUGUGAAUAUUACUAUGCUUGCAUAGACGGUGUUGCCUAUGGCUAUAGUUGCGAGGAUGGCGAGUGGUUCUCAACGGAAAGACAACAGUGUGUUCCUCCGAGUGAAUCUGAUUGUGAUAUUGAUCAGGCACCAGAGCUACCGACGGCUCCUCCUGCAACUCCAUCGCCAAUGUGCGAUGGUGUUGAAGACUAUCGUUACGUGAGGUCGUAUGAUAAUUGCCAGUAUUACUAUCAGUGCAUUGAUGAGAUUGCUUAUAAGCUAUCAUGUCCGAGGUACUUCUGGUUCAAUGAAGAACAACAGCGAUGCGGAAAUCGGUACGAGUUCGACUGUGAUCUAGAAGUUUCCACAACCUCACCACCUCCACCACCAGAUAACCGAUGCCUUGGACAACCUAACUUUGGACUCAUCUAUGACCCCGAUUACUGCUACAGGUUUUUCAAAUGCAUGAACGGUGUAGCAUACCCCAUGAUAUGUUGGGAUGGUUUGUGGUUUGACUAUACGCGUCAAACUUGCGUAGAACCUUCGGAGACCGACUGCAGUGCAACAACACCGCCACCCAAUCCUCCUCCCGUUCCGAAUAUCUGCGAAGAUGUAGAGGAUGAACACAGCGUUCUUCAUUACCGGUUCUGCAAUGCAUACUUCACCUGCGAAGAUGAAGUUGGAACUCCAGGCAUAUGUCGUGAUGGUCUGUGGUUCGACGAGGAUCGCCAGGAGUGCGCUCACGCAAUGGAUGCCUACUGUCCACAUGGAUUGGUCCCGCCAACCACUCCUACGCCGGAUGUUUGUAGAGGCGUUGAAGAUGGCAGAUUAGUUGCAUCCCCGGACAGUUGUAACGUGUACUAUGUGUGCGCCAACGAAAUCGGAUACCGAGCAUACUGCCCUCCUGAUCAAUAUUUCGACGAAGAGAGGCAAAUGUGCGAUGACCAAGAGGAUGUGGUUUGUCUUAUCUAGGUUAUCAAAUUGUAAAAAGAAGUUCAAUUGGGAUUUGGAGUCUCUUUGAUGUGCCGGUCAGAAUAAACUCAUUGAUGGCCCGAUAAAAUAAGUUUACAAUCCACUGUUUAUGAAUCAUUCGCUUGAGUUGUAGUAUAAAUACUAUAUCACUCAAA
Aedes albopictus (Asian tiger mosquito) is the source of this 1382-nucleotide messenger RNA. RefSeq names its product peritrophin-48. The transcript has 4 exons. NCBI's taxonomy places the organism in Eukaryota, Metazoa, Arthropoda, Insecta, Diptera, Culicidae. The record is from RefSeq and is a predicted model, not a curated record. Gene Ontology annotation, molecular function: chitin binding. Gene Ontology annotation, cellular component: extracellular region. Bases 145 to 1227 code for a protein of 360 amino acids.